UCCUGACGGCGGGGGGGAGUUACGCAAGUCCAUGUGAGCGAUGCUCAAACCACAGGAUCCCGCGCUCACGAUGACUCCAUCCCGGGCGAGGUGGGGUGUCACCGGCAGGUCCGUCUCUUAUACCCCGCGCCAAGAAGAGCUGCUCAGACUGCUCUGGGACGUCUUCCACGCGCCGGCUGCUCCCAGCGAGGACUUGACGCCCGGCCAGGAUGGAGCUGGCAGCCGCCGCGACUCUGCUCCUGGGCCUGUGCUUUGCAGCUGUCAUCUUCCUCUCCGUGCUGAGGGGGCUGAAGCGGGGCGGGAAUCUGCCCCCGGGUCCGGCUCCUCUCCCCAUCCUGGGCAACGUGCUGCAGCUGCGGGCAAGCGCCCUGGUCAAGUCGCUGGAAGAGCUGGCAAAGAAGUACGGCCCCGUGUUCACGGUGCACCUGGGCCGCCGGCGCGUGGUGGUGCUGUGGGGCUACGAGGCGGUGAAGGAGGCGCUGGUGCAGCACGCCGAGGACUUCAGCGGCAGGGGGGAGCUGGCGGCCAUCGACCAGGUCGUCCGCGGCUUCGGGCUCGUCUUCUCCAACGGGGAGCGGUGGCGGCAGCUGCGGCGCUUCUCGCACUCGGCGCUGCGGAGCCUCGGCGUGGGCCGGCGGGACGUGGAGCAGCAGCUCCAGGAGGAGGCCGAGCGCCUGGUGCAGGAUUUCCAGGCCACCAAAGGCGCCCCGUUCGACCCCACGCUGUGCCUGAGCCAGGCCUCCUCUGCCGUCAUCUGCUCCCUCAUCUUCGGCCAGCGCUUCGAGAGGGACGACGCGCAGUACAUCGAGCUGCUGGCCAAGACCAACGAGGUCCUGGUGCUCACCAGCUCCACGUGGGGAGUGCUCUACGAGAUGUUCUCCCGCAUCCUGCGGUUCCUGCCCGGAGCCCAUCGCCGCAUCCGCCGCGACCUCGAGGACAUCGGCCGCUUCAUCGCCGAGAAGGUCCAGGAGCACCGGGCGACGCUGGAGCGCGAGCACCCGCGGGAUUUCAUCGACUGCUUCCUCGCCCAGAUGGAGAAGGAAAUCCUCAACCCCUCCGUGGAGCUGCACCUCGAGAACCUGGUUAUGACGGCCCUCAACCUCUUCUUCGCGGGCACCGUGGUCGUGAGCACCACCCUCCGCUAUGGCCUCCUGGUUCUCCUGAAGUACCCGGACGUGGCAGCCAAGAUCACGGAGGAGAUCGAAGAGGUGGUGGGGCGGGGGCGCCUGCCGGCCAUGGCGGACCGGAGCCGCAUGCCCUACACCAACGCCGCGCUGCACGAGAUCCAGCGCUUCUGCGACAUCGUCCCCCGCAGCCUCCCGCACGCCGUGACCCGGGACACGCGCUUCCGCGGCUACAACAUCCCCCAGGGCACAGACGUCUUCCCCGUGCUGAGCUCCGUGCUGCGGGACCCCAAGUACUUCAGCGAGCCCGACCGCUUCGACCCCGGGCACUUCCUGGAUGAGCAAGGCCAGUUCAAGAAGAACUGCGCCUUCCUGCCCUUCUCCGCAGGGAAGCGCAGCUGCCUGGGCGAGGGCCUGGCCAGCACGGAGCUCUUCCUCUUCCUGACCACGCUGCUGCAGAGCUUCACCCUGAGCUCCCCCGUGCCCCCCGCCGACAUCGACCUGAGGCCGCAGGCCAGCGGCCUCGCCAACAUGCCCCCGCCUUUCCAGCUCUGCGCGGCCCCUCGGGAGGAGCCGGAGCCGCUCCAAGCCCACGCGGGGACGGGGAGCGCGCGGCCGAGCCAUGAGACGUCCGAGUGAUGCAGUCGCCGGGCCAGGCCGGCAUUGCUCCUUGGGGACCCGCCUGGGGUCCGGGAGGGAAGUGUCUGGAGCCUGGGGUCUCCUCCACGUGCGUCCAUCGCCCGCCGCGAAGGGGCGGGGGCACGCGAGAUGCCGGCUGCGCGGACC
This is a messenger RNA of Alligator sinensis (Chinese alligator), 1910 nucleotides long. Its product is annotated as cytochrome P450 2G1-like. The record is from RefSeq and is a predicted model, not a curated record. Gene Ontology annotation, biological process: xenobiotic metabolic process. Gene Ontology annotation, molecular function: oxidoreductase activity, acting on paired donors, with incorporation or reduction of molecular oxygen, reduced flavin or flavoprotein as one donor, and incorporation of one atom of oxygen; iron ion binding; heme binding. NCBI's taxonomy places the organism in Eukaryota, Metazoa, Chordata, Crocodylia, Alligatoridae. The transcript is spliced from 9 exons. The coding region runs from base 210 to 1763 and encodes 517 amino acids. Gene Ontology annotation, cellular component: intracellular membrane-bounded organelle; cytoplasm.